GCCCGGAGGUCCCGCGUGGAGCCGCCGCCGCCGCCGCCGCCGUCGCCGCCGCCGGGGAGGAGGAGGAUGAAGGACAAACAGAAGAGGAAGAAGGAGCGCACGUGGGCAGAGGCCGCGCGCCUGGUACUAGAAAACUACUCAGACGCUCCAAUGACACCAAAACAGAUUCUGCAGGUCAUAGAGGCAGAAGGACUAAAGGAAAUGAGUGGGACAUCCCCUCUUGCAUGUCUUAAUGCCAUGCUACAUUCCAAUUCAAGAGGAGGAGAGGGGUUAUUUUAUAAACUACCUGGCCGAAUCAGCCUUUUUACACUCAAGAAGGAUGCCCUGCAGUGGUCUCGCAGUCCGGCUGCAGUGGAGGGAGAGGAGCCAGAGGACACAGCUGAUGUGGAGAGCUGUGGGUCUAAUGAAGCCAGCACUGUGAGUGGUGAAAAUGAUGUUUCUCUCGAUGAAACAUCUUCUAAUGCUUCCUGUUCUACCGAAUCUCAGAGUCGGCCUCAUUCCAAUCCCAGGGACGGCUACAGAGCUUCCUCACAGGCAAACAAGCAGAAGAAGAAGACCGGGGUGAUGCUGCCUCGAGUUGUCCUGACUCCUCUGAAGGUAAACGGGGCCCACGUGGAAUCUGCAUCAGGGUUCUCAGGCCGCCACGCCGAUGGCGAGAGCGGCAGCCCGUCCAGCAGCAGCAGUGGCUCUCUGGCCCUGGGCAGCGCUGCUAUUCGUGGCCAGGCCGAGGUCGCCCGGGACCCUGCCCCGCUCCUGAGAGGCUUCCGGAAGCCGGCCACAGGUCAAAUGAAGCGCAACAGAGGGGAAGAGAUAGAUUUUGAGACGCCUGGGUCCAUUCUCGUCAACACCAACCUCCGGGCCCUGAUCAACUCUCGGACCUUCCAUGCCCUGCCGUCCCACUUCCAGCAGCAGCUCCUCUUCCUCCUGCCCGAAGUGGACAGACAGGUGGGGACUGAUGGCCUGUUGCGUCUCAGCAGCAGUGCACUGAACAAUGAGUUUUUCACCCACGCGGCUCAGAGCUGGCGGGAACGCCUGGCUGAUGGCGAAUUCACUCAUGAGAUGCAAGUCAGGAUACGACAGGAAAUGGAGAAGGAAAAGAAGGUGGAACAAUGGAAAGAAAAGUUCUUCGAAGACUACUAUGGACAGAAAUUGGGUUUAAGCAAAGAAGAGUCAUUGCAGCAGAAUGUGGGCCAGGAGGAGGUUGAAAUCAAGAGUGACUUGCGUGUGUCGGGAGAAUCAACACGACCGCAGCGUGGCCCAGCCACCCGGCAGCGAGAUGGGCAUUUCAAGAAACGCUCUCGGCCAGAUCUCCGAACCAGAGCCCGAAGGAAUCUGUACAAAAAACAGGAGCCAGAACAAGCAGAGGUUGCUAAAGACACACAGUCUGUGGCACCAGACAUCCCCCUGUACAAGGAUGGGGAGGCUAAGACCGAUGCAGCAGGGGUGGGUGGUUCCCACCUGCCUGGCACAUCCUCCGCAGCACCCAACCCAGAAAGUUCCGAAUUCCCGGUGGAAACUGUGGCUUCCCGGAUCCAGCCCGAUCCAGAUGACCUGGCACGUGUCUCCACGUCUCCAGACAGAAUUCCCAGCUUGCCUCAGGAGACCGUGGAUCAGGAACCCAAGGAUCAGAAGAGGAAAUCCUUUGAGCAGGCGGCCUCUGCAUCCUUUCCCGAAAAGAAGCCCCGGCUUGAAGAUCGUCAGUCCUUUCGUAACACAAUUGAAAGUGUUCACACCGAAAAGCCACAGCCCACCAAAGAGGAGCCCAAAGUCCCGCCCAUCCGGAUUCAACUUUCACGUAUCAAACCACCCUGGGUGGUUAAAGGUCAGCCCACUUACCAGAUAUGCCCCCGCAUCGUCCCCAUCACGGAGUCCUCCUGCCGGGGCUGGACUGGCACCAGGACCCUUGCAGACAUUAAAGCCCGUGCUCUGCAGGUCCGAGGGGCGAGAGGCCACCACUGCCAUCGAGAGGCGGCCACCACUGCCAUCGGAGGGGGGGGUGGCCCGGGUGGAGGUGGCGGCGGGGCCACCGAUGAGGGAGGUGGCAGAGGCAUCGGCAGUGGUGAUGGUGGUGAGGCCUGUGGCCACCCUGAGCCCAGGGGAGCCCCAGGUACCCCUGGAGAAUGUGCGUCAGAUCUACAGCGAACACAACUACUGCCGCCUUGUCCUCUAAAUGGGGAGCAUGUCCGUCCUGGAACUGCCGUGUACAGAGCCAGGAGAGAGAACCUGGCUUCUCCCAGAAAGGAGAAGAGCUACCCACGACAGAGAGUUCCAGAUGGCCUCAGAAGCGGGCUGGAAGAUGCUUCCCGACUCCCCAUUGCUCCCACUGGGGACCAGCCAUGCCAGGCUUUACCCCCACUGCCCUCCAAAAUCCCAGCACCUGAGCGAUUAGUUGAGCAGCCUGCGUUGUAUCUGGGAGGUAGAACUGAAUAUGGGUCUGGUACCACUUCCUGGGAAAGGGGAAAUGAGGAGCGAGGACCCACCAUCCCCCUGGAGAAAAGUCCUGUUCAGGCUCUAGCAGGGGAUGUUGGAUUGGAAGAAGGAACUGGCCAGGCUCUAGACAGUGACAGUAUUACCACCGUGAAGGAUCCUGUGAAUGUGACCCCCAGCCCCAUCCCUGAACCAUCAUUGGCCGGUUCCCUGCAGGACAGACCAUUUGAUGACGAAUCAGGACUUGGUGACUCGGGCCCACCCACGAGGGAAAGUGCUACUAGACAAGAAAACUUGAAAACCGAGGCUCCCGUCUCCACUGGUGCUGCUCCUUGGAUGCCUGGCCUGUCAAAUGACAAGGCAGUGGGACAGCCUGAACCCGACUCCAGAGAAGACGUCCCAUCUGUUAAGCCGCAGGUUGGAGAGGAGUGGGAGAAAGCUGCUCACCUCAUUCCAGCGUCACCUGGGGGGUUGACAGCUGAAGAGGGUCUGGAUCCCCCCGACAACUUGGCUUCCCUCUGGACAGUGCCAUCUCCAGGGUGCGUUGCCAGCACAGGCCUUGACUGCAGACAGCUGGAAGGUGAAAAGCUGAAAAUCAGUGGAGGCUCUGAAGCACUGAGUCCUCACAGCGAGUCCACAGACACAGCCUCUGACUUUGAAGGCCACUUCUCUGAGGACAGCAUUGAGACUGAGCCUAGUGAAGCUGCAGUGCCGAAGAGGUCCUCAGCGGUGGAGCAGCGUGAGAAACACAUUUGGAACCGCUCCACCUCACUCUCCAAGGUGAAUGGUGACCUGACUCUGGUCACAAGGACAGACGGGAUGGUUGCUCCACAGAGCUGGGUAUCUCGAGUAUGUGCAGUUCCGCAAAAGAUCUCGGACUCCCUGUUACUGGCCAGUACCGAGUACCAACCGAGGCCUGUGUCCCUGGGCAGGCUCGCGUCCUCGGUGGAGGCCACUAACCCCCUCGUGAUGCAGUUGCUGCAGGGCAGCUUGCCCCUAGAGAAGGUUCUUCGUCCAGCCCACAGUGGCAGCAAACCCGAAUCCCCACGACUCCCACUUACAACAGAGCAGAGCCGUGGCGGCUCCCUGCGUAUGGGAUCUUUGCAAGACCCUGGGGAAAGCGGUUGUGAGGUUGGCAGUAGCAGUCCCAGUUCUUUAAGAGCUUCGAAGGAGUCUCUUCUACCUGAGAGCCGUGAAGCAGGCACCGGCCUCACCAGGCUGGAGGCUGCCCAGACUCCUGGAGCGCCCCCAAAGAUUUCCAAACACGCCCUGAGUUUAGACUCCCUGUAUCCAGUGACAAAUCCAAUGGCUGCCUCUGGGAAAGUAGAAGAAGUGGAUUCCAAAGAGCAGUUCUCUCCCUUUAGUUUUGAAGAUCAGGAGGAAGCUGGUGACCUGUCCCAGUGCAGUAAUUCAAGUGCUGCCCCAGGCGCGAGUCCGGGAAAUCUCACUACCUCGAGAGCCCCUUGUUUCUCAUCUCCAAAUGUGGUCUCCUCGGGUCCCGAUCAGGCAUGUCGGGCCCUGGGUGUUCAGAACAGUGCUGGAGGCCAAGGGAAGAAGCUCUUUGGCUCCAAAAACGAGGCUGCAGCCCUUCAGUGCCCCCGGCCUGUGGAGCCAACACCUCUGCCUGCUGAUGCCCCUCCCAAUUUUCCCAGCAGGAAGUCGGGGCCAAGCAAAAACUCUGUGUCUGGUGGGGUACAGACUGCCAGGGAAGACUGGGCCCCAAAGCCACCGCCUGCGUCUGUUGGCAGCAUCAAGAGCGAGAAGACUUUUGAUGGGGGGCCUCUCAAGGCGAAUGCAGAGAACAGAAAUGUAGCGGGGCCUAGUCCUCGGGAGCUGGUGGAUCACUUGCAAGGGAUGCCCUUUGUCCUUGAUUUGCCCUUCUGGAAAUUACCCCGAGAGCCUGGGAAAGGGCUCAGUCAGCCUCUGGAGCCUUCUUCCAUCCCCUCCCAGCUCAACAUCAAGCAGGCAUUUUAUGGGAAGCUUUCCAAACUCCAACUAAGUUCCACCAGCUUUAAUUAUUCCUCCGGCUCCCCCACCUUUGCCAAAGGCCUUGCCGGAAGUGUGGUGCAGCUGAGCCACAAAGCAAACUUUGGUGCAAGCCACAGCGCAUCACUUUCCUUGCAGAUGUUCACCGACAGCAGCACAGUGGAAAGCAUCUCACUCCAGUGUGCGUGCAGCCUGAAAGCCAUGAUCAUGUGCCAGGGCUGUGGUGCGUUCUGUCACGAUGACUGUAUUGGACCUUCAAAGCUCUGUGUAUUGUGCCUUGUGGUGAGAUAA
Messenger RNA from Kogia breviceps (pygmy sperm whale), 4704 nucleotides. Lineage: Eukaryota; Metazoa; Chordata; Mammalia; Artiodactyla; Physeteridae. The record is from RefSeq and is a predicted model, not a curated record.